CCUCUUACCCAUUUCAAUAAUGACUACCAUAACGUUUACACCAUGUAUACGCACUAUCUUAAACAAAAACAUGUCCAGAAAAAAAAAUACUAAAGAUUUCAAAGCUAAACCAUUUUGCAACACAAUUACGUCCAUUUCUGUUGCAGCGAUCUCUUCGCUAAAAUUCUGCAUAACAGAAGUUGCAAACUGUUGGAUAUCAAUUUAUAUGAAAGGUGAAACAACAAAUUUCGCCACCAUAGCAAUUUCGUUGAAAUCCUUGAAACGAUUUUUGAAGUUAUCCUUCAAGCUAGAGACUAUUUCUACAUGAUAUUUACUGUCAUAUGGUUCUAAUGGACGUUGAGAUAUCUUUUCUGAACGAAGUUGAAAGUACGUGGUAUCGCCAUCGGUUAAGU
This is a messenger RNA of Acanthoscelides obtectus, 392 nucleotides long. The record is from the annotation of a GenBank genome assembly. Lineage: Eukaryota; Metazoa; Arthropoda; Insecta; Coleoptera; Chrysomelidae.